Molecule: messenger RNA, 1104 nt
Organism: Hansenula anomala
Lineage: Eukaryota; Fungi; Ascomycota; Saccharomycetes; Phaffomycetales; Wickerhamomycetaceae
Gene: SCJ1
Product: Scj1p
Exons: 1
Coding region: 1-1104 (367 amino acids)
Biological process (GO): protein refolding
Cellular component (GO): cytoplasm
Molecular function (GO): Hsp70 protein binding
Source: RefSeq, a predicted model, not a curated record
AUGCAGUUCAGCUCGCUGGUUUUCCUAAUAUGUGCUGCAUUAAUUACAACAGUACUGUGUGAGGCUGAUUAUUACAAAAUCUUAGGUGUUGAUAAAAAAGCUAGUGAAAAAGAGAUCAAGUCAGCUUAUAGAGCCCUAAGUAAAAAAUUCCAUCCAGACAAAAACCCUGGUGAUGAAGAUGCUCAUCAUAAAUUCAUAGAAGUUGGUGAAGCUUAUGAAGUAUUGAGUGAUGAUGAAAAAAGAUCCACGUAUGAUAGAUAUGGUCAUGAUGGAUUAAAGAAUGGAGGUCGUCCGAAUGGUGGUGGUGGUGGUUUUGAUCCAUUUGCUGAUUUCUUUGGAUUUGGAAGACAAAAUCAUCAACAACAACGUGGUAAACCAAGAGGCCAUGAUGCUGAUGUUAAUGUUGAUUUAAGUUUAAAAGACUUUUAUACUGGUACAGAUUUCAAAUUUGAUGUGGAGAUGCAAAAUUUGUGUUCAAAAUGUGAAGGUACAGGCUCCUCUGACGGUAAAACUCAUCAAUGUGGUGGAUGUAAUGGUAGUGGUGUUAAAGUUAUGAAGAGACAAUUAGCACCAGGUAUGUUUCAGCAAUUUCAGACAACUUGUGAUGAAUGUGGUGGUAAAGGUAAGAUCAUAACGCAUAAAUGUAAACACUGUGGUGGUCAAGCUGUUACUCGUGGAGUUCGUCAUUUUGAAUUUUAUGUUGAGCCUGGUACUGCAAGAGAUUUCACUCAUAAAUUUAAAGGUGAUGGUGAUCACAGUCCAGAUUGGGAAGCUGGUGAUUUACUAGUACACCUUAAGGAGAGAUCACAUACAAACUCUGGUUAUCGUCGCAGAUAUAAUGAUUUAUACCGUACUGAAGUUUUAAGUUUGAAAGAGGCAUUGUUUGGUGAGUGGAAAAGGGAAAUUUUAUUCUUUGAUGAUGAUAAUGUCACCUUGACGAGGAAAAAAGGUGAAGUUGUGAUGGAUGGUGAUGUUGAAGUUGUUAAACACAAAGGUAUGCCAAUACUUGAAGGAGCAGAGGAAUUUGGUGAUUUGAUAAUAGAGUAUAAAGUCAUAUAUCCUGGAGGUGCUAAAGAUCAAAAAAUAUUUAGAGAUGAGUUAUAG